UUACUCAGAGUCUGUUUGCGUCGAACUGCGCGAUCCGCUCGGUUGUUUUAGUAAAAUUUCGAUCGGUCAGUUGUAAUUUUACAUUAUAAUAAAAUUUACCUUUAGUUUUAUUUUACAACAUUAACAUUUUUACAUCGCUUGCGUUUAAAAUGAAACGUGGCGAGUGAAAGAGACAGAGUGUAAUUGUAAUUGUAAUUACAAAACCAAUACGGGAGUGUCGCGGAACGUUGACACGCUGUGUACACGCUGUGAUAGGAGUCGCUAAACGUGAUAUUAUUGUUGAUAAUUGUUGCUGCCUUUCAAUAGAGCAGAAAAUUCAAGUAGAAACGACACACGAUCCGCAAAUGAGCGCAACGUAGAUCUACCAUAUUGCGACAGAUCUCGGAUUAAGGUAGCCAUGACAUUUUGGAAAAUGAUCAGCCUUCGUGAAAUAUGUCUCGUGAUUCUAUUCAUCACUACGGCGAGCGUUUCCGCUCUUUAUUGUCCAGCAAACAGUGCGUGCAGUUGUCAAUUAACACAGAGCGGCGGUUCUGAAAUAUUUUGUGUAACGCCUAUUUCAAAUGGUUCUUUCAAUAUCCGCAUUGAAGAAAAUCGAUACAUAAAAGUCAGCUGUAUCAAUUCACCGAAGUGGUCAGAUUUCCAUUCGGGUAUAUCACCUCCGAUAGAAUGCGAAAAGGUGGAAUUCAUAAAUUGCGACUUACCCGACGGCAACAACAGUUUGGGUGACAUUGUGCAUAAAGUAGGCGCAAUAAACGUGGCGCAAUUAAACUUUGAAUCGGGCAAGAAGUUGAACUUGGAAAAGCGUCAUCUGAAUGACUUUGAGAAUUUGAAAGGUCUUGUUCUAUCGAACAACAAUAUAUCCGACGUGAAACCAAAUCUGUUAGCUAAUUUAAGGAAUUUGACGUACCUCAACCUGCUCAGUAACAACUUACAUCUUAGAACCGCCGGAUUUUUCGACUACACCCCCGAAUUACAGACCAUUGAAUUAGGCGACAACAAUUUGAAAUUGAUACCACCAGGCACAUUUGAUAAGCUGAAGAAUCUAACAUUCCUUAAUUUAUGGAAAGCUCGUUUAACUGAGCUUCAACGGGGGGUUUUCGAUGGGCUUGUUGCUCUCAAGAGUCUCGAUCUUCACUGGAAUUAUUUAACCACCUUACCGAAAGACGUAUUUGCAAAGCUGGAAAACCUGGAGGUUCUUAAUUUAUUUGGGAACAAUUUUACAGAUUUGCCAAAACAUCUACUACAAAAUAAUAUGAGACUACACACUAUCAAAUUAUUUGACAAUAAAAGAAAUAUGACCUUUCCCGAUGGGCUUUUUAGCAAUUUAACGAAUCUGCAAGUAUUGAGAUUGGAUCGGAAUGGAUUAAUCACACUGCCGGAAGAUCUUUUUUGGGGAUCAUCUUCGCUGACUAAUAUCACUCUAAAUCGGAACUAUCUUAAAUCUUUACCUUUUCAUAUAUUUCGGGAUUUGAAAAAUUUAAAAGCGUUAGAAUUGAGUUUUAAUGAUAUUGAAAACUUGCCUGAUCGUAUUUUCUCAAAUACCAUUGAUUUAGUCAAAUUGGAUUUAUCAAAGAAUCGCAUUGCUUCUAUUUCCGGGGAACUAUUUUAUGGAUUAUACAAGUUGCAAGAAUUAAAUAUGGAACAAAAUCAUUUAAGGCAUAUUUCCGAUCGCAGUUUCAAUUUUUUAACAAAGUUAAAGAUUAUCAAAUUGUCUAAUAACUAUCUUACACUACAAUCUACGUUUUUUGACUAUAUUGAUCCGUUGAUCGGAACAAUAUCGCCUUUUCACGAUUGUAUUGACUUAGAAGAAUUACAUCUAGCUAACAAUAAUAUCUCAAAAAUAUUUGGCGAUUGGAUUACUACUCAUGUACAACUUCACAAAUUGGAUCUCAGAUAUAACAACAUAUCUUCUAUAAAAGCAGGAGAUUUGCAGUUUGUAUCGGACAACAUCAGAGUGGAUUUGACUCAUAAUAAAAUACAACAUAUACUCCUACACGACGCUGAAAGUAUCGCGAUGGCCCAGAAAUCUAAACAUCGUAACGUAAUAAUAUCGGUGGAAAAUAAUCCGUUAAGUUGCGAUUGCGACAUGUAUGACUUUCUGCGUUACAUGGAAGGCGAAAUACACCCUCACGUCCAUGACUAUUUCCAUAUAGAACCAGGCAAUUUAAAUUGUCAUAGUCCAGAAGAGUUGAAGAAUCUACGCAUCGAUGUCUUAUCAUCGCAGCAAUAUUCCAAAAAUUUAACCUGUAGACUAAAAAACACAGAUUCUAUUACUGUGUGCUCUGAAAAAUGCGAUUGCUUCGUGAGACCAAUGGACAAAGCAUUCUUAUUCGACUGCACUCAUAAAAACUUAACAAGUGUGCCAAAAGAUAUAAAGGAGCCUGAUAUUUCUUCGAUUCGAGCCUUUACACAAUCGAUUGAUUCGAUUUCGUAUCUUGCAUUGAAUUUCUCUCACAAUUGGUUAAUGCAUAUGCCAAAUUUGAAAACAAUGAAACUCGAGUCAGUAGAGAAACUUGUUGUAUCUCACAACAACAUAUCUGAAAUUUCCUUAGAUGGAUUGAACACAACAAUAAAGGUCUUGGAACUACACAAUAACAACAUAUUAAGAAUACCUCCUAAAGUGUUGGACUUUCUGAAAAACUCUACCCACUUAAAUACCUUGACAUUACACGAAAAUCCGUGGAUAUGCGAUUGCGAUGCUAAGGAUUUCUUAAACUUCAUUCAAACAAAAUUCCAGAUGAUAUCCGAAGUUGAUAAAGUGAUGUGUGACGGAAACAAUAUGAUUAUAUCGGAAAUGACCGUAACCGAUUUUUGCCCGUUUGAUACGGCAGCAAUUAUCAGUAUUAGCGUAGCGAUCGCUCUAUUGGGAUUAAUUAUCGGCACUUUCGGAUUAUUGUAUUACAAAUAUCAGGAACAAAUUAAAAUAUGGCUGUUCGCGCAUCAGUGGUGUUUAUGGUUCGUAACGGAAGAGGAACUGGAUAAGGACAAACAGUACGACGCGUUCGUGAGCUUCUCGCAUAAGGACGACGAUUUUAUAAUGGACGAACUGGUGCCGAAGCUGGAGAGCGGCCCGACGCCGUUCAAAUUGUGCCUUCAUUAUCGUGAUUGGUUAGCGGGCGAAUGGAUACCAGACAACAUCGCCAGAUCCGUGGAGAAUUCCAGACGAACGAUAGUGGUGCUGUCGCCAAAUUUCUUGGACAGCGUCUGGGGAAGAAUGGAGUUUCGGGCCGCGCAUUGUCAAGCGUUGAGCGACGGUCGGGCGAGAGUCAUAUUGAUCCUGUACGGCGAUAUCGGACCCACCAACGACUUGGAUCCAGAAUUGAAAGCAUACUUAUCCAUGAAUACUUAUGUUGAAUGGGGAGAUCCCUGGUUUUGGGAUAAAUUGAGAUACGCGUUGCCACAUCAACGCAAACUAUCAACGAAAAGCACCACUGUCGGGAAGAAGAUUUUCGAGAAUCAUCAACUGUACAUUCAGGCUAACGGAGAUAAGAAAGAACUGUAUCCUGUCGCGCUUCCUGAGACUCCUGCGACUUCUACACCACCAGCCGAUUCACUUAAAAUGUUUAUAUGUGACGACAAGAAGUCGGAAGAAGAAUCAUCAUUAAACGACUUCGCGCAGGAAUCGUGUAAGUUAAACGGUGACAUUAGAAUAAUCCUUGCACCCGAUCAAAUAACUAAACAUAGUUCUGCAAUCGAUAACAAGGAGUUUACUGUUUGAUAGCAUAAAAUAAAAAAUAUUUCUGAAAAAUUGUGACUAGCAGCUGUUUACAGAUUUAUCUUUGAUAAAUACAAUGCUAUAGUCGAGAUUGUUUUUUUUUUAAGAAGAUUUGAUCUUAUUCUAGAAUCUGCGCACAAAAUGAUUAAUGAUGCAAAUUCGAUAUAAAAAAUAAAA
Messenger RNA from Linepithema humile (Argentine ant), 3892 nucleotides. RefSeq names its product toll like receptor (gene Tl). The record is from RefSeq and is a predicted model, not a curated record. Gene Ontology annotation, biological process: toll-like receptor signaling pathway; immune response; inflammatory response. Gene Ontology annotation, cellular component: plasma membrane. Gene Ontology annotation, molecular function: protein binding; transmembrane signaling receptor activity. NCBI's taxonomy places the organism in Eukaryota, Metazoa, Arthropoda, Insecta, Hymenoptera, Formicidae.